AUGACACUGCUCUCACUCCCCAACGAACUGCUGCUCGAUGUUUUUUCGCACUUUGAGGACCCUCAUCUGCUAUUCACACUCUCGACUCUCUGCAAACGGCUUCAUCUCCUAGCCCUUCCACUCUAUCUCAGCCAAAUCGGCGUCUACGAAAGCCUCAGCCCUGGAGUGUGUAACAUUACAAUUGGACAGCACCGAACGGAAGCUUUGGCUGCCUUGCAAACUGCGCUUUUUCUCGAUGCGGUACAGACACUCUCAUGCACUUUGCCCCAUGCGAUGCAACUUGGUCAAGAUGUGAAGAGAUUGGCACGAGUAUGUGCGGCCCUGACCAGCGUCAACUCCGCGACAUUGCAUGUCAAUCCUCGAAAGUUUUUGGACGAUUCUUCCGGGGAUCUGAACCCCCUCUCUUUUGUGGACUGCCUUAAUUCGCUCCUGGAAAAAUCGUGCAGCAGCUUGACCGUGAAGAGUUUCCGAGACCGGUGGACCGACCAUAAGAGUAGACCUAUGCGGCGGGCUCAACAACCUUCGAGGGUGCUGAGUGCUGCUGCCCUGUCUCCCGCGGCAAUGCGAGCCAAAUCUUUGUCGACAUUCAAUAUUCAUUCCGAAAUUUUGGUCUUCCCGCACGUCCGUGCUUGGACGAUUGAUGUCCUCAACUCAUUUCCAAUUCGCGCCCUUUCUAUCAGCGCGCCGUUCCAGAUAGAAGAAAUAACGGACAUCCUUGCUGUAACAGAAAUUCCUACUCUCCUCACCCUCGCACUUCAUGAAAGCAGAAUCACGCCUGCCCAACUGCAUGCCUUCCUCGCCCGUCACCCGCAAAUCACACACCUUCGUCUCGAGAAGCUCAUAGUUCCCCCUCUCCACGAGCGGCUACCAUCCCGUGCCCUUGAAUCCAUCGUAACACUCACCGCCGGACCGACACAUGUUGCCUACUUGCUGCAUGCACUCAACCGCUUGCCUAGCACUCUUCAGUGCAUCAGAAUCCUCAGCUACAUGACGACAGUCGAUCUCCAAGGCGCAAACUCGUCGCUCCAUCAUGUUGUGUCUUUCCUUGCGGGAAUACCAGACCUGCGGCUCGUCCUCCCCGUCCCCGACAGCCUCCCCCCGCACUGCGCCCGACACCGGCCUUUGCUUCCCCGAUGCAGAGUCGGCAUUGCAUUUCGUCUCCAGGCUGGAGCUUGGCUUUCACGAAUGCAUCACCCCGAUCCCGCUGCUCAAGUUGCAGGACUACAUCGGGAAGUGGUGUGA
Messenger RNA from Mycena indigotica, 1242 nucleotides. Its product is annotated as F-box domain-containing protein. The record is from RefSeq and is a predicted model, not a curated record. Bases 1 to 1242 code for a protein of 413 amino acids. The transcript has a single exon. Gene Ontology annotation, molecular function: protein binding. NCBI's taxonomy places the organism in Eukaryota, Fungi, Basidiomycota, Agaricomycetes, Agaricales, Mycenaceae.